AUGCCAUUUUUUUUUAGAAGGUAUUUUUAUGUGGUGCAGUUAUUUCAAACAGAUUUCCAUAUCGUUUCAGAUUUUGUGCGAUACGUUGCUGGCUUUCGGGGUUGCCGUAAACUGAAAGUGGGUGAUUACAGUUUCACCAAGAACAAGGAAAGUCACAAUAAGAUCUAUUGGUCUUGUGCGAGAGCUGGUAUGAACAAAUGCAAAGCGCGAGUCUUAACCUAUGUGCUGCAAAAUGGGGAAGAAAAUCUGGUGGUUAGGUAUCCAACUCAUAAUCAUGAUCCGUUUUAAUGGACCUUACACAUCUAAGGAUAAACAAUAAAAUAUUCUAGCAGUAAUUGA
This is a messenger RNA of Wyeomyia smithii (pitcher-plant mosquito), 339 nucleotides long. RefSeq lists its product as uncharacterized. The transcript is spliced from 2 exons. NCBI's taxonomy places the organism in Eukaryota, Metazoa, Arthropoda, Insecta, Diptera, Culicidae. Bases 1 to 288 code for a protein of 95 amino acids. The record is from RefSeq and is a predicted model, not a curated record.